Messenger RNA from Oxyura jamaicensis (ruddy duck), 4157 nucleotides. It is a transcript of the gene STK31, whose product is annotated as serine/threonine kinase 31. The coding region runs from base 122 to 3157 and encodes 1011 amino acids. Lineage: Eukaryota; Metazoa; Chordata; Aves; Anseriformes; Anatidae. The record is from RefSeq and is a predicted model, not a curated record. Gene Ontology annotation, biological process: protein phosphorylation. Gene Ontology annotation, molecular function: ATP binding; protein kinase activity. The transcript has 24 exons.
GCGCAUGCGCGGUGGCGGCCGGAGCACGUGCGGCCUCGGCAGUGCCCGGCCGCCUCGGGCUCCGGGGCAGGGUCUGUGAGGAGCAUCCCAAAGGUGUGGUGGUGCCUCAGGACCUGCUGUCAUGGACGGAGAUGCGGAGUACAGCAAAGUUGAAGAUGUUGUGGGCUGCCAUGUUGAAGAUGCCGUAACAUUUUGGGCACAGGGUAUCAGUAGAUGUAAUGACCUCUUGAAAUUAAGUUGUGCGCUGGCAGAAGCUUGUCCUCGGGCUAAUGCAAUUUUUGGCAAGCCUGAUUUUAGCAAGAUUUAUGGUGGGUGUUUUUCUGAAGACAGAUGUUGGUACAGAUGUAUGGUACAGCAAGUGAUCAACAAUGAAAAGUGUCAGGUAUUAUACAUUGACUAUGGAAAUUCAGAGGUUCUAAAUAGAUCCGAAAUAGUUGAAAUUCCAGCAAACUUACAAUGUCCGAGCGUUGCCAAGAAGUACAGGCUCUGGGGACUGCGGAUACCAGCUGAUCAGAACUUAAACAUGUUUGACCAGGGGAAGAAGUUCUUGGCCAGCCUAGUUUUUGAAAAAGAAAUAAAAGUACGAGAGAAGGUCAAGCAGAAGGAUGGUAUCAUUAUUGUACAGGCAGAAUGUGAGAAAAUAGACAUUGGAGAAGAAGUGGCCAAGGCAGGGUUUGCUGAAAAAUGCCGAUCUCCAGGAAAUGCUGAAGAUGAGGAACGGAGAGAAGUAGAUGUUACGCAAAACCACCAUCAGAAGAUAAAAGUCCCGGUUCCCCUGUGGGUGAACAGGCCUGGUCGUGCCCUGUGCAGCCGUCCAAGUGGGCUCUUCGACCCAGUGUCUGCCAGCACAAGGAGUGAGAACAUUGCUGGGAACCGUAUGUUUGGCACAAAGGAAAAAACGCUAGGUUCAGCCCCAGUGCUUCACAGAAGUUUGGCACAAGUAAGACCAGAUCAGAAGCUGGCUGAAGAGAUUGAAAAGCUUCAAGCAGAGAAAGAAGCUCUCAGAAAGGAGAAUGUAAAUCUCUUGAGGAGGCAGAAGGAACUAGAGCUGCAAGUUCAGCAGCUGAAAGGUGAACUUCAGGGAGAGAAGGAAGCAUCCAGGCAAACUGCUGAACGUUUUGAGGAAACCUUCUGUAAUUACAUUGGAACAAAAAUGAGAAAUUUGGCUGCUAAUGUGAAAGUAUUGAAAGAAAUUAGGCACGCCAAAAAGAAUGCUGGCUUUGGGGAGCAGCUUUCACAAGCCAUAAAAGUGGUUACAGAAGGAUGUCUCACUGUUCCGUGUUCCUUGGAAAAACUUCAGAAGCUUUGGACAGAGUAUGACUUGGCUCAAGAGAUGAUUCAAUUAUGCAAAAACGUGGAUGAAAGAGAUGAAUUGAUAAUCAAGAGAAAUGAGGUGCAACAGAAGCUGUACUCUGCAGUUAAUGAAUUUAUUUCAGAAGUGGAUCAGCUGUUCCUCUCUGAGCGCUCAAGAAUGUUGCAGGAAUUGUCUGUUUCUCUGGAGAUGGUUUAUGGUCAAGUUUGUGAAGUGAAUGACUCUGAGGAGGUGUUUCAACAGUUCUUUAAAUGGAAGUGUGCUGAAAUGGAGGAGUUCGUUCACAUCAGAAAUGAUACAGAUGCUGCUUUGCAAAUUCUCAUUGACUUGUUCCGUGGUAUCGUAAAGUGUUUUGACCUGUCAUCAGAAGCAUCUUCAGAUUUAGAGGAAGUGGCUGUCAAUGUGGAUGAAGUUCUCAAAAACGUUGAGAUGAGUAUUUGCAAAGAACUGAAGACUGACUUAACAGAACACGCUGAGGUGGAGAAGGGAAUAAUUAUGAGUGCAUACAGUAAAGUUGUGCAUAAAGUUCGUCAAGAGCAGGAUCUGAUCACUGUCAUACAGAACAGAUACUUGGCCAGCAUUGAGUUCAAAAAACAAGCUGAGGAGUGGCUGAAUAAAAGUCCUAAUAUUGACAAGUUAUUAUCAAUUAAAAAAACUGUGAAAAGCUUGAAGGCCCAUUUAAGAUGGAAACUGGCAGAAAAGAACAACCUCGAGGAAUCUGAUGAUUGCAGUGAGCUUGAAAUGAGAAGAAUAAAAGAGGAAAUUGCCGCUCUGCGAAAUGGGGUUCUUCAGGAAAUAUACAAGGAACGUGAAGAAUAUGAGAAACUUUCCUUCUUGGUACAGAAAUGGUUCCCUGAGUUGCCACUUCUUUAUCCAGAAGCAGGAAUUCUAAGCUAUAUGAAUUCAGGUGGACUUCUGUCGCACAGCCUGGAGCGAGAGCUUUUAGAUGCUGAGCCCAUGAAGGAGCUGAGCACAAAGCGGCCGUUAGUGUGCUCGGACAUUCAGGAUCAGAAGGUUCUUCUAAAGGGAUACUCUGUAGAUGUGAGCUCAGAAGGCAAAGUGAUUGAAAGAGUUGCCAAGUAUCACAGGGCCUGGAAUCAACAAAAGGAGAAAUCUGGCUUAUUGCAACUGUUGUUUCUUCUUUUCUGCAAGUCUGAUCCUCUGGUGUAUUUAAUGGUCCCAUACUACCCAGGGGCAAGUCUGCAAGCUUUACAGGCUGAUACACCUCUGACUUUACAAGAGGCACUAAAAGUGAUGAAAGGAGUUGCCCAAGGUCUGCAAACGUUGCAUGGAGCUAAUAUAGUACAUGGAUCUCUGCAUGGAAAUAACAUUUUUGCUGUGAAUCGAAAACAAGGAAUCGUUGGAGACUUUGAUUUCACUAAACCAGAGGAACAACGUGCUGUUGCAAGCACGAUGGUUGUCAGUUCCCUGAGCUUAGUUUCUCCUGAACUGAAGAUGGGACAGCCAGCUUCUCCAGCCUCUGACAUGUAUGCUUACGGCUGCCUUCUGUUCUGGCUUUGCAUUCAAAAUCAGGAAUUUGGCCUGAAAGAAGAUGGAACACCAGAGGUGGAUGCAGUUGGCAUGGAUGAUAAAGUUAAAUCUCUUCUUCGGAAUUUGUUCUGCUGUAACAGACUGACAGCUGAGCAGGUGCUGGGAGAUGAUUGCUUCCUCUUAGUUGGUGCGAUUCCAGAUUCGUCACAACCAGGUGAAGAGCAUGUGCCACACAAGGAGCAUGAUUCUGAGAUGAUGGAUAAAAAGGAAGAUGCAAUUAAAAUUAACUCUGAGGAGAAUGGGAUAAACCCUACUCCAGGAGAUAAGGAACUUGUCCAUGAUGUGUUUGAUUGAAACUUCUGUUUAUUUUUAAAAUCAGUUGUCCUGAUUUGAAGUCUCAGAAUGUAGGAAGUUGGGUGUUUUGUUUUGGGAAGUCAUGUUUUGGGAUUACAUAACCUUAACUGCAUUUUCUUCAGAGUACAUUUGAUUCUAAAGAAGAGUUCAGAGAUACAAGUGUGGUGUUCCUGAUUGUGUUCUUACUUUGUCAGUCUUUUUAAUUUGUCUGUUAUGCAGGCUUUAAAUUCACAUGAUAUAGUCAUAUUAGAUGCCAGAAGUAUUUAAGAUGAAGCUGUAGUGACUCACUUCUGUAUCCAGUCUUCUAUCCCCCUUCUUGCUGCAACUGUAGGUUAGAUGCUCCUGUUAGAGAUGCUCUAGGGUAUUACCUUCCUAGUUGCAGGUUACUCAGUACUCAGGGUGUUCUACGGCAACUGCCUCCAAGAUUCAAGAAGAAAAAACUCUGACAACUGGUCAAGGAAAUGGGGAGCAGGCUGCCGCUCUUCUGUUUCUCUGCAUUUGCAAAAGGCAAUUGACUUUCAGGAGAGCAUCAUUUCAGUUGCUCUUUUGCAGUGCUGCUGUGCUAACCAGAAUGCUAUACACAUGCAUGUUGCAAAAAUUACUUUUUAUCUGUCUAUUCUACAUAAAUGUGUGUCUGUAAAUCUGUUCUCAUUGUUCACAGUAGCUAUAAAAAUGCCACUUUGAGUGGGUUUGCCUACUUACUUUCCUGUUAACGUUGCCAUUGAAAGAGUUUUGUCAGGUCUUUAUUUCUACAGGAAAUUGUUGUUUAUGAAGCUUUUCUUUUAUCAGAAAAAAAAAUGGUUAAAAUGUUCGGAGUUGCUGUAGCAAUAUAUUUAGCCUCUGGGUGUUGCUCUUGGACAGUGCUGUUGGCAGACUAGUAUUUUGUAGAGCAAUUACUAAAGCUGCACACUGUUAGAUGAAGAAUGUAGAAAUCCAGUAUGUAAUGGACGAGACCCAGCAGUAGGGAAACCUCAGGUACAACAGCAAUUGGCAGUGGGUA